AUGUCGAGCCCUCGCGAUAUUCCCCAACACAGCAAUCGAGAGCAAAUUACUCGCCACGAGGUGACUUGGAGCAGCGAGUACGAUGCAGAUCCCAUGACAGCUUUUCUGACGCCGUACUCGUCGAGCAGUACCAGCUACAGGUCCGAUUUCUCAAUCGCCAGCAGGACCAACAGAGACAUUAUUGUCCUGCAGAAUCAACACAUCAGGUCCACGCAGCAAAGGAUUCUCGCCAUACUUGGUGAUCUCGAAGUAUUUCUGCGCCCAGACUCUGCAGACCCGCCACAGACUUUUCCUCAGUACGAAGCCGAGGACGACGCCGCCUGCCUGCUCGCUGAAACAGACGUGACGUCGGACGCGAGGAUAGCUGCUGCCCAGAAUCGUUAUUUGAUGACUACGCAGGGGAAUGUCAUGGCUCUUCUGACGAGCCUUGCGAGGUGUCAACUUGGCGUGAGCGAUGACGACGCCUAG
This is a messenger RNA of Pestalotiopsis fici W106-1, 468 nucleotides long. RefSeq lists its product as uncharacterized. The transcript has a single exon. The coding region runs from base 1 to 468 and encodes 155 amino acids. The record is from RefSeq and is a predicted model, not a curated record. Lineage: Eukaryota; Fungi; Ascomycota; Sordariomycetes; Amphisphaeriales; Sporocadaceae.